Molecule: messenger RNA, 1510 nt
Organism: Hyaena hyaena (striped hyena)
Lineage: Eukaryota; Metazoa; Chordata; Mammalia; Carnivora; Hyaenidae
Gene: MMACHC
Product: metabolism of cobalamin associated C
Exons: 4
Coding region: 192-1040 (282 amino acids)
Biological process (GO): cobalamin metabolic process
Cellular component (GO): cytoplasm
Molecular function (GO): FAD binding; cyanocobalamin reductase (cyanide-eliminating) (NADP+) activity; demethylase activity
Source: RefSeq, a predicted model, not a curated record
CUGAUUCUGUAGUUGUUGAACCCGAAAACCAAAGCACUACAUAUCCCAAGAUCCAUUGCACAGAGCCAACCCUGUCCCGCUGCUGAUCCCGAAGGUUCUUGGGAAAUGAAGUCCAAGCUACCUUGAAACUUAACGGCCCAGGUUAUCCUAGAGACUCCAGUCCCCAACAAGCUCUGCGCCUAGCGUGCGCUAUGGAGCCGCAAGUCGCAGAACUGAAGCAGAAGAUCGAGGACACAUUGUGCCCUUUUGGCUUCGAGGUUUACCCUUUCCAGGUGGCAUGGUAUAAUGCACUCCUGCCUCCAGCCUUCCACCUACCUCUGCCAGGACCUACCCUGGCCUUCCUGGUACUCAGCACACCUGCCAUGUUUGACCGCGCCCUGAAACCCUUCCUGCAAAGCUGCCAUCUCCGACCACUGACUGACCCUGUGGACCAGUGUGUGGCCUAUCAUUUGAGCCGUGUUAGAAAGAACCUCCCAGAGUUGCAAAUGGAAGUCAUUGCUGACUAUGAGGUACACCCCAAUCGGCGCCCCAAGAUUCUGGCCCAGACUGCAGCCCACGUGGCAGGGGCUGCUUACUACUACCAACGGAAGGAUGUGGAGGCUGACCCCUGGGGAAACCAGCACAUAUCAGGUGUGUGUAUACACCCGCAGUACGGAGGCUGGUUUGCCAUUCGAGGAGUAAUGCUGCUGCCAGGAAUAGAGGUUCCAGAUCUGCCACCCAUAAAGCCCCUGGACUGUGUACCUACAAGAGCUGACCGAAUCACCCUGCUUGAAGGCUUUAAUUUCCAUUGGCGUGACUGGACAUACCGGGAUGCUGUGACACCACAGGAGCGCUACUCAGAAGAACAGAAAGCCUACUUUUCUACUCCACCUGCCCAACGCUUAGCUUUGUUGGGCUUGGCCCAGCCCUCAGAGGAUCCUAGCUCUGCAUCUUCUGAGCUUCCUUUUACCGCAAUCCCACCAAAGCAGCCCCAGAAUCCCAGCAGAGCCCGAGGCUGGCUCAGCCCCAAAGUCUCACCACCUGAAUCCCCUGGCCCUUGACAGCCUCCCUCCCCUGGGAUCCCUAUUUAUAAGUGGUACUUGCUCUAGGACACCUUUGGCUUUGGCAAGGCAUUUUAUUUUGGGUACAGUAUUUUUGUUUAAUCAGGCUUCAUGCCCACCGUGGAACCCAACAUGGGCUGGAUCUCACGAUGCUGAGAUCAAGACCUGAGCUGAGAUCAAGAGUUGGAUGCUUAACCGAAUGAGCCACCCAGGUGCCUGGGUACAAUAUUUUUAAUGAAAGGACUGUAAUAGAGAUCUUCAAUGAAGAUAACAGCCUAGAGCAAUUUAGUCAAAACAGUAAGUCAAAGAUCCAGAAUUCCCACCUGGCUUAGAUUGUGAUUACUCGUUUCUCUGUAGUGCUCCAAGAUCCUACUUAUUACAGUGCCUAAAGGGCAAUCAUCCCCUAAUGGCACCUGCCUCAGGCUUGUUGUGAGGAAUGAAUAAACACACGCAAGGCAUUUCUGAAACAA